This is a messenger RNA of Lingula anatina, 2873 nucleotides long. RefSeq names its product corrinoid adenosyltransferase MMAB. Gene Ontology annotation, molecular function: corrinoid adenosyltransferase activity. NCBI's taxonomy places the organism in Eukaryota, Metazoa, Brachiopoda, Lingulata, Lingulida, Lingulidae. The record is from RefSeq and is a predicted model, not a curated record.
UUUUCAAUAUGGCAGCGCACAUAUGCAGAAGUGGAGCUGGAGUUUUUCUUCAAAAAAUUUCAAAUUCCUCAAAUAUAUGUCGUGCAACAUUGCCCAUUUUAACUCAUCUUAAUAGAAUGUGGCCAGCACUAUAUCACACGUCGAGUUGUCUUUGCAGUAGUGAGGAGCGCAAAGGGCCUAAAUUAUACACAGGCACUGGUGAUAAAGGUACUUCAGCCACAUUCACUGGUGAAAGGAGAUCCAAAGAUGAUGUUAUAUUUGAAGCUCUUGGAACAAUAGAUGAGCUGUCAUCAGCACUUGGACUCACCUUGGAAUUUUUUAAAGAAUCUGACAAACUUCAAGAAUGUAUUCCUUAUCUUGAUCAGAUUCAGUGUGUACUGCAAGAUGUUGCCUCCAAUGUUGCAACACCUAAAAGUUCAGCAAGACAACCACAUCUUAAACAAACAUCAUUUAGUCAUCUGAACACCACAGACUUGGAACAGUGGAUUGACUUCUUCCAUGAUGAAUGUCCACCCCUGAAAAACUUCAUAUUGCCUUCUGGCGGAAAAGCAAGUUCUUCUUUACACUUGGCCAGGGCUAUCUGUCGAAGAGCAGAAAGAAGAGUUGUCCCUUUACAAAAAGCAGGAGAAAUAGAUCCAGAACCACUGAAGUAUUUGAACAGGUUGAGUGACUUCCUGUUUGCAGUGGCCAGGUUUGCAGCUAUGAAGGAGGGACACAAGGAAAAAAUAUACAGAAGAAUUCAUGUAUCAGACAGUGACUAAUAGUAUACCAAAUAUUAAGUAAAGAAGUAUUAAAAACAAGAUACUGAGAUAUGAAAUAAGAAUUGGAAACAGGAAGUGUACAUCUUCAUCAAUAAGCAGAUGUAUGUUAUCUUCCGCAUGUUGGGUAUUAUUCAGUUAUGGAAUGGCUUCUUUGCCUUGCAGUCAGGUUAAUAUUGCAAAUGCUUAUUUAUUUUUGGAAUGGCUUCUUUAACCAACAGUCAUAUAGAUAUUAGACCUGCAUAUUUAUAUUAACUUAUUGAUGCGCAGAUACUGUGAAAUGAACAAAGUGACCACAAUGUCAUCAUGGUUGUGUAUUUUAUCAGAGUUUAUCAGAGCUGAAUAAAAGCAUGUGGCUUAUUUUUUGCAUUUAUUUUAACUAAUUUUACUACACUUUGUAAAGCAUAUGAUAUACUAUUGCACAGUGUAAAGCGCCAUGCAAAGUGGUUCUCUACAUGGGUAAAGGUGGUGUAAAGGACCCAACUGAUAAUGGCACAAAGUUUUUGAGUGCAAAAUUUCCGAACUAUUUUAACGUCCCUGGACUAAGGCUCCAUUCUUUUUACAAAAAGAAAUUCCUGAAGAUUGAAGAGUUUGUUGUCCUCAGCUGUACCUGCUUCCUACAACCUUUUGUCCUCAAACCACAAGAAAACACUUGACAUCAAACUUUGAAUUAUAGACAUAGAAUUGCCUCACCACUCAAAAAAGGUACUGCUUGAUUCUAAUUUCAACCAUCUGGCAACCCUCCACCAGAUGACAGCACUUGUGCUUUGGGAAAUUCUGUAGGAAAUGAGUAAGUUACUGGAGUGGGAAUCACCCAAGAUAUCCUAAGACAAGGCCUUCAAUACUGCAUGAUGUCAUACAAGACUAGAAAAUGUCUAAGAAUCUGUGUGAAGAGGGGUUAACUUUUUAAUGAUGAGGAAGAAACUUCAUGCGUUGGGAAUGUUUUUGUAAAAAGCAAUGCAAAAGUGACAUCUAAAACGUGGAAUAUUUAUUUGUACUAAGACUAAGACUGUAAGACUAUAAUUUGAAAAUGAGAAAAUGACCAGAAGAAUCUCUUUGUAUAAGUUGAGUCAGCCUUUAUUUUUAUUCAUUGCUGCACUGCACUCCCUAGUCUGCCAUUAUUUCUGAUCCAGCUCACCUCCAAAUCUCAUGAAAUUUUGCUUGAUUUUACACUGUGUCAUGGGACUUUGGGCUAUUUUGGAUGAUUCCCAUUGUAGUUUAUUAUUUUGUUUUAUCUGUUGAUUUUUUUCAUGACAUGUAGCUCAUUGUAUUGGUUGUUAUUUAAAUUUUUCUAGUUGAGGAAAGACCUGGCAUCAUUUCUAAAUUUAUUUUUAAAACUUUUUUUUCAAAACUGAGGAGUUUUCAUAGGCAAGAAAGACAUGUUUUAUGUUAAUAAUGCUUUAGUUUUGAUUUAAAAGUGAUGCUUAUACCAUAAUUGUAUUCUAUACAGGACUUUUCAAACAAAAUUACUUCUUGAAAAAUCAGGUGGUGGUUCAAUAUCUUCAUUAUAAUGUAAGUUUCAUUGUAAGAAAAGAUGACAAGACAAGAAGCCACCAUUGACAUAAUGGAAAGGAUACAUGGUUUUAUUGACUUCCGAGUGAACUACAUGUACAUGUUUACAGACAUUCAUGGAGAGCGCUGUGGCUACCUGUAAUCACUUCGUCCUGCUGAAAAUUGAUAAAAGCUGCUUCCUAGGUUUUUGGUUUGGUACUUUUACUCCUGCCGAUUGUCUUGUUAGGUCUAAGUUGUUAAAUAAUGUAAUACCCGUGAUGUGGAAGGUUUAGUAUUGUAUUUGCUGGGAAUGACAUUAUUUAUUUAGAUAUCAUUGGUGGAGAAGCAUUUAGAAAAGCAUACAGAAUGUUCACUUGAGUGUACAUGUAUUCUUUUUAUUAUCAAGUAUGCUUUAUACAAUAACAUUUUACAGCAUCUUAAAUUGGACGUACAUUGUGUAAUGGCUGCCCACAUACUGCUAAAGAACAAUGAUUUAAUGAUGGAUACACACAAAACAAACACUUUCAUUUAUUUGAAUUGAAUAAGAAUGCCUCUGUUUAUUGUAAUAUUAAAAGCUAGCAAGCAAACCAAAGCUAUAAAAUAAAUUCUGCAUAUUCGUGGGCA